UCCUCCUCGCUCGCUUCCCUUCUACCGGAAGCCAAAGGCAAACGUACUGAGGCGAGACGAAACCCCUCUUCCCCAAUCCGCCCCAAUCUCCAUGGCGCAAGACGAGGUCCCGGAGUCCUCCUCCUCCCCCUCCGCCUCCUCGUCGGGGCCGGCUGCCCGUCUCAACGCCGCCGCCCCGGAGUUUACCCCCCGAUCUGCCGCCCAGCAUCAAUCCCAUCCCCAUCGCCGCGGGCCCCACAAUCACCACCACCACCAGCCGCAUCACCAUCACCAGCACCGCCACCAGUAUCACCACGGCGACGAUGAGGGCGAUGCCGCAGGGGUGGUGGAGAGGGACGCUCAGCUCGUCCUGCCCGAGGAGCUCGCUCGCCGGGUCGUCAAGCAGGUGGAAUUUUACUUCAGUGAUGUCAAUUUGGCUACAACUGACCAUCUGAUGAGGUUUAUUACUAAAGAUCCAGAUGGAUUUGUGCCGAUGUCUGUAGUUGCAACAUUUAGGAAGAUUCGGGAAUUAAUUGAUAGAUCCUUGUUGCCUGUUGCGCUAAGGACAUCAACGGAGCUGGUAGUUUCAGACGAUGGGAAGAUGGUGAGGCGCCGAGUGCCCUUCUCUGACGUGGAUGCUGAAGAAGUUCAGGCUCGCAUUAUUGUUGCUGAAAAUUUACCUGAGGAUCAUCACUAUCAGAGUCUUAUGAGGAUUUUCUCAGCUGUUGGGAGCGUGAAGUCAAUACGUACCUGCUAUCCGCAACCGCAAGGGAUUGCCAACUCUGGACCUGCUGCUGGCAAAUCAUCAAGGAUUGAGAAGCUUUUUGCUAAUAAGCUGCAUGCUUUCGUCGAGUAUGGAACUGUUGAAGCUGCUGAAAAGGCGGUUGCUGAGUUCAGUGGUGGGAGAAACUGGAGAGAUGGGCCAAGAGCCCGCUCGCUGCUUGGUUGCCUGAAACAUGGGUUGGGUCAAGGAAGAAAAGGUGGAGAUGAGGAGGCUGCAGAUGAAUAUGAUCCUGACACACCACAUGAUUAUGAAGCAGAAGAUAUGGCCCAGGCCGAGGAUGGUUUCUAUGACAAAUCUGGAAUGGGACGUGGGAGAGGACGAGGACGCGGGGGAAGAGGCCGUGGCCGGGGCCAGUACCAUGGCCAGAGCCGGGAUGGUGGCCAUCCAAUCGGCACUCCUCCAUCGAAUCACAGUGCUGAGCAUCCGGUGGUGCCGAAGCCGCCUCCUGGUCCGCGUAUGCCAGAUGGCACAAAGGGAUUCGCCAUGGGGCGGGGGAAGCCACAGCUCAACGCUGCUUAAUGUCAGUUGAAGCCCGUUGCCCUGUUUUGAGGGGCUGGCAGAAACAGGGGAUGUUCUAGCUUAGAUGCUUCACGUUUUGCUGGUUCCAUUUUGGUGUGAGCCCCUGAAACGGCAAGGAUGUUAUGCCAGGUGCAUGCAUGUAUACUGCUGGACAUGUGAACCUGUCUUUUGGUCUGAAGGGCGGUAGUUGAAAGUACGAAAUCAUAUACCCGAGUACUUGACAAAUUAACAGAAAAGGAGGCUGCGAUUGAAGGAGCAAAUUUUACA
Lolium rigidum is the source of this 1549-nucleotide messenger RNA. RefSeq names its product la-related protein 6B-like. Gene Ontology annotation, cellular component: nucleus. The transcript has 10 exons. The coding region runs from base 92 to 1282 and encodes 396 amino acids. Gene Ontology annotation, molecular function: mRNA binding. The record is from RefSeq and is a predicted model, not a curated record. Gene Ontology annotation, biological process: RNA processing. NCBI's taxonomy places the organism in Eukaryota, Viridiplantae, Streptophyta, Magnoliopsida, Poales, Poaceae.